This is a messenger RNA of Paramecium tetraurelia, 775 nucleotides long. RefSeq lists its product as uncharacterized. NCBI's taxonomy places the organism in Eukaryota, Ciliophora, Oligohymenophorea, Peniculida, Parameciidae. The record is from RefSeq and is a predicted model, not a curated record. The transcript is spliced from 3 exons.
AUGUAAUAAAUAUUAACAUAUACAAUCAUAUUUAAGAGACUACAGUUGACAUUAAAUUCAGAAGUUGCCUUCAAUAUUGAAAUAAAAAGUCAAGAUAAACAUGUGUCAUUGCUCAAUUAUAUGAAGAUUAAUCAUUAAUACGAAUAAUAUAUGGAAGUGAAAUGCGUUGUUACAAAAGUUAAUCUCAAGUAUGAAGAAAAAAUUAGAAAACUUAAUGUAGUCUUAAGUGAUGGAAAAUCUAAAAGGAUUGCCGGCUUUGCAAAAUUUGACAUAUCUGUUGCUCUCAAUCUAAAUAUGAGAUAAAAGGAAUACUCUAUAAAUCUAAUUUAAUGUCCUGACACUAAAGCUUUUGUUGAAUUUACUUUGUUGAUCAACUCAUUAGAUUUUUUGUACAGCAACAAUGAUAUAGAUUCUAUGACCUCAAAAGCCUUGAGCCAAAACGAAAGCGAAGAAAUAAAAAAGCUUAAGCUUGAAAAUGUUUAACUUAAAGAUGAAUUAAUUAAAUUAAAGUAAGAUUUAUAGAUUGUUGAAGCUUAAUAUUAAUUUUAAGGACGCCAAUAUCAGUAGUUAUAAAAAUAAUUAGAAGAAAGGACGAUUGAGAAUAAUGAUUUGUAAUACAAGGUUUAAUAACUAUGCAAUUUGAAUUCAGUUUGUAUAGAGAAAAUCAAAUAUUAUGAAAAACUGCAUUCUAAUUAGACAUAAUCAUAAAAAUAAAAAUGAAUUUUGCUUUAUAGGUUGAUUAGAAAUAUUAAAUUGUCUUAAAAAUUAAAAUUUC